CCGAACUAUCUACACCUUUGGCGGCGCAAUCCAAACUUCCUGCACCUGGGGCGCCUCCAAUUGCACCUUCGAGCAAACCAUCCCAACAAAUGGUGUCUGGUGGGAAACGUAAUUCUGGUCCCAAUGAAUUGCACGGUCAAUCACCCAUUCCCAAAAACAAGGCUCAAGACACCGAGACACAGACCCAUGAAGAGUCGUCUGCUCAGGUAAUCGUUCCAGAUUUUGGCAAAAAUCCUCCACCACAUGAGAAAAUGCACGCCGAAGAGGUCUAUCAAACUGACAAGAUACACCAGGUUCGACGAUGGCACUCCAGAGACCACAAGGCACACAAAAUUCAUGAGCACAGAUCAAGAUAUCGAUUAAGACAAGACAAAGACGCACCCGAUGGCUCUCACAUAGCUCCAUCAGAAACCAUUGACAGCACCAUUCAAGAUACUUCGACCAAAUCGACGCUAUCGUUAUCAUCCAAACCGCCUAUGGUCACGAGCUCACGGACAGCCUCAUCUAGUAACUCAGUCCCUCUAAGCCCAGCGCAUCAAGCCAUACAGCGCGGUUUCUCUGACGGAUUCAUGACAGCCAAGCUGUUUGCCCAACAAGGUCCUGGUAUGUCUCGUUUGGGAUUCAAGUGGCAAUACGUUGAAGACUCGCUGCGAGCGCAUGGAUCAUCAAUCAUUGUCCCAGGAAAAGAGGGCUAUUAUCGCGAGUGGUUUGACAAGGGGCUCGUCCAAGGAGAGAUGAUGGUGGCACAAGUGAUUGAGAGGAUGAAUGCUGCGUAG
This is a messenger RNA of Serendipita indica DSM 11827, 776 nucleotides long. NCBI's taxonomy places the organism in Eukaryota, Fungi, Basidiomycota, Agaricomycetes, Sebacinales, Serendipitaceae. The record is from the annotation of a GenBank genome assembly.